AUGAAGUUCUUCGGCACACUCUCGCUGCUGGUUGGGGCGGCGCUCGCUACCCCGUCCCGUCAUGCUCGCCAGAGCACCAAGGCCCCCGACUCGUUUUACUUGAAGACUUCGGGAUCGGAGAACUCGGCUCAUAACGACCUCUAUGUCUACGGAUACCACACGGGCGCUGGACUCAACGAUGCCGUCCUCACUCCAGACGUUGACACGGCUAGCAAGGCCUUUAUGAACGGCACAAACGUGCAGUUCGACUUCAACACCAACUUCCCUUGGGGUCUCUACCCGAUUGGUGUCACAAACUAUGCUGCCUGGCAAUUUGUGGAGCUCAACGUCGGACACGGCGCAGGAGACUUCUCCGUCAACAGCACCGGCUUGCAGUGGUCGGAGCAGAAGGGCUUCGGUGGUUGGCUGGUAUGCGACUGGUACCACAAUGCACCCCAGCUCUUCUACAUCUACCGCUACUACACGGCAGAGCUCCCCGGCUCUUGCAGCAGAGUGAAGCUCUUGACCGAACCCACCGCCUGA
Molecule: messenger RNA, 522 nt
Organism: Aspergillus calidoustus
Lineage: Eukaryota; Fungi; Ascomycota; Eurotiomycetes; Eurotiales; Aspergillaceae
Source: the annotation of a GenBank genome assembly